Thunnus maccoyii (southern bluefin tuna) is the source of this 3132-nucleotide messenger RNA. It is a transcript of the gene gulp1a, whose product is annotated as GULP PTB domain containing engulfment adaptor 1a. The record is from RefSeq and is a predicted model, not a curated record. Bases 438 to 1577 code for a protein of 379 amino acids. Lineage: Eukaryota; Metazoa; Chordata; Actinopteri; Scombriformes; Scombridae. The transcript is spliced from 13 exons.
AUUUUUAUAAUGAAUAUGGCUAUUGUCGUGGUGCCUGCCUCCCCGAUUCUUUCCGGUCGCGUCUUUCCCCUCCUUUUCCAUGUAUUAUUCAAGUUGCGACCAAAGAGCUUUGCCGGUUGAGACUGAGUGCUUGUUGACGUCAGCAAACUUACUGAGCAGCUGUAGAGGCGAGCGGAGGAGGAGGAGGAGAGGGCGACAGACUGCUGGAUGUGGAGCUCGGACUGUGGAGCGCAGCGGACCGGGAGCUUUUUUUUUUUUUUCCUACGGGGACUGCUUGGACUUCUUCUUUGCUCCGGUAAGAUGCAGCACUAAUGAGAAGCCAUCAGCCUGUAGAUGAGUGAGGCACAGCGAAGAAACUUGAACAUCAACAGUCCACACUAACAGUGGAAUAUUGGCAGAUACACAGAAGGGACCUCGCAGACGCUACAUUUUCCACUAUGAACCGCGCCUUCAACAGGAAAAAAGAUAAAUCAUGGAUGCACACCCCGGAGGCACUGGCCAAGCAUUACAUACCCUACAAUGCCAAGUUCCUUGGAAACACAGAAGUUGAAGCCCCAAAAGGCACAGAAGUUGUUAAGGAUGCAGUCAGAAAGCUAAAGUUUCAGAGGCAUAUCAAGAAGUCAGAGGGGCAGAAGACCCCUAAAGUGGAAUUGCAGAUUUCCAUUUAUGGCGUGAAGAUACUAGAUCCCAAGACAAAAGAUGUGCAGCAUAACUGUCAGUUACACAGAAUAUCCUUCUGUGCAGAUGACAAAACUGAUAAAAGGAUAUUCACUUUUAUCUGCAAAGACUCCGAGUCCAACAAACACCUCUGCUAUGUGUUUGACAGUGAAAAGUGUGCAGAAGAGAUAACUCUAACUAUCGGUCAGGCCUUCGAUUUGGCCUACAAGAAGUUCCUGGAGUCUGGAGGCAAAGAUGUGGAAACCAGGAAACAGAUUGGAACCCUACAGAAAAGAAUUCAAGAACUGGAAACAGAAAACUCUGAGCUAAAGAAACAACUUCAAGACCUUGAAGAACAGCUGAUGAUAGCACAUGUGCCACCACCGCUGCACAUUAACGCAGCUAAUGAAGCGUACAUGCUGCAGAGGCCUUCCUCUCUCUUCUGGUGUCACAGCAUCAAGUCGCUCUCCUGUCUGGAGAUCUCCUCUGUCACACUCACUCCUAUGAGCUCGCCGGAAUCCAACCUGUCAGCCGGGCUACUAACUCCUCCGCCUGCCAAACCCGCUCUCCUUCCUCCUAAGCCAACCGAGGGAUGCAGCAUCCCGCGGCCUCGCGCAGGAAGUAUCUCCAUGAAACCACAGUCUACAGACAUUUUCGACAUGGUUCCUUUCUCCCCUGUGACACCGCUGAUGCCCACACUGACCAGCAAUGGCUGCCCACCACCACCACCAACCACAUUGCCACCAGAUAUAAGGAAAGACCUGUUUGGUGCUGAGCCAUUUGAUCCAUUCACCUGCGGGGCAGCUGACUUCCCUCCAGAUAUUCAGUCAAAGCUGGAUGAGAUGCAGGAGGGGUUCAAAAUGGGACUAACCUUAGAGGGCACCGUCUUCUCUCUGGACCCACUAGACAGCCGCUGCUGAUGCCAAGAAGAUGCUCUUUGUCGCGUACUUUUAACUCGUUUGUAUGAAGAAGUGCCAAAAUCCACUCCACAGAUGAGUCGAGAUGUCACACUUUUCAUCUUGAGGUUUAUAUGCAUUUGCAUUUAGAUUGGUUUUUUCGAUAUUUCAAGGUAAACUCAGAUCCAUUAUAGAAAAGAACUAUUUUUGUAAAAAAAAAAACUUAUGGAAGGAGUAGUUUUGAGUACCUUUGCUUGCACAGGCAAUGAGAGAUGUAAAUAGUCGAAAAAUGUCCAAUGGUACACUCAGUGGCAGAAUUUUCCUAUGAGACAGUUUGUGUGUAUGCACCAUUUGAAUUCUGUAUUGUUAACACAUUCCUGUUUGUAUGCCAAACACAAGCCGGCAAGAAAAUAAAUGAAACCUGUAUCAUUAACAUGAACUUACAGCAGCCUGCCCAUAACAGCACAUAUUUUACUCAACAGUAAUUCGCACGUUAUGUUGUUAAUUAAUCCAAUCUGACAUUUUUUUUUUUUUUUUUUUGGCUUACUGAUCUUCCUACCUGUUGUUUUUGGUAUUGAAUUGUGUUUUGUUUUUUUUGUUUUGCAUUUCACAAAUUUGACUUGCCAUCUCAGUAUUUACUUGUCAUAUUUUUACUUUUAUCAUUUUAGUCUCCUCUUCUCUUGCACCAGAAGGCACUUUUUUGGGGGGGGGACCUCUGUUCAUACACAGUAAUAUUCCCAUUAUUUUACUUUUAGUUGCAUUGACUUUGCUGUUACAGUUAUUAAAGAAAAAUGUUACUGCAAAAAAUGUUACUACUCCUUCAUUUAUUGCUAACUAUGAUCUAUGAGUUUCCUGUUAAAAAUGUUUCGUCUUCUGUUAAAAAAGUUUUUUUGUAGUUUGUGAUUUGAUGUGUCGAUGCAGUUUGAGGAGUAGGUCACUCUGACUUCAUCAAUCCAUGUUCAUUCUGUGGUUUUGACAUCACAUUUUCUUACCUUUUGUUUGAGUUUCAUGCUGCACAAAGGCUGAAAAUAUUCCGCUAUGAUAAAAAAAAAGUUUUAUCAAGGACCAAAUGAACUCAUCUCAACAAAGAACAGGCAGAAAGAAGUAUUUUCAACGUUUAUUUCAAAGGAUGAAAUUCAUCUGCUUCCAGUGUGGAAAGCCUCCUCCUCCUCCUCAUUUCUUCUUCUCCUCUCUGCUUCUAGAGUGUUAUCAGGCAGUCACGCCUCACAAAAGUUACAAAUCUAUAAUAAAUAUACUCAAAUAAGAACCAAAUGGUCACAAUAGCAUUACUUGAAGGCACAUUCAACAGCUCAAGUUAAAAAACAACUGUGAAAAUAUUUUAAAGUACAUAAAUGUUUUUUUUUGUUUGUUUUGCUUUUUUUUUUUAAUCUACACAUUACAGUAUGUAAAAUUAGAUUUUGUGUGCAAAAAGACAAACUGAAAGGAAAUGACCUAGCUAUACCUGAAUUAAUAGGACAGGAGCUUGGGGGAUUAACAGGCAUUUGGUUUAAUUUGUUGCAUAGCAAGAGAUACAAAGCAAACAGGCACUCACAGCCACCGUAUUCUAUAAAAAAUGUUA